AUGCCGGCAGCGGCUGGGGACGGGCUCCUGGGCGAGCCGGCGGCGCCGGGGGGCGACGGGGGCGCGGAGGACGCAGCCAGGCCGGCGGCGGCCUGCGAGGGAAGUUUCCUGCCCGCCUGGGUGAGCGGCGUGUCCCGCGAGCGGCUCCGUGACUUCCAGCACCACAAGCGCGUGGGCAACUACCUGAUCGGCAGCAGGAAGCUGGGCGAGGGCUCCUUCGCCAAGGUGCGCGAGGGGCUGCACGUGCUGACCGGAGAGAAGGUCGCCAUCAAGGUCAUCGAUAAGAAGAGAGCCAAAAAGGAUACGUAUGUCACCAAAAACCUGCGGCGGGAGGGCCAGAUCCAGCAGAUGAUCCGGCACCCCAACAUCACGCAGCUGCUGGACAUCCUGGAGACGGAGAACAGCUACUACCUGGUCAUGGAGCUGUGCCCCGGCGGAAACCUCAUGCACAAGAUCUAUGAGAAGAAGCGCCUGGAUGAGGCCGAAGCCCGUAGAUACAUCCGGCAGCUCAUCUCUGCGGUGGAGCACCUGCACCGGGCUGGAGUGGUUCACAGAGACUUGAAGAUAGAAAAUUUGCUACUAGAUGAAGACAACAACAUCAAGCUGAUUGAUUUUGGUCUGAGCAACUGUGCAGGGAUCCUGGGUUACUCGGACCCAUUCAGCACACAAUGUGGCAGCCCUGCCUACGCUGCUCCGGAACUGCUCGCCAGGAAGAAAUACGGCCCCAAAAUUGAUGUCUGGUCAAUAGGCGUGAACAUGUACGCUAUGUUGACCGGGACCCUGCCUUUCACAGUGGAGCCUUUCAGCCUGAGGGCUCUGUACCAGAAGAUGGUGGACAAAGAAAUGAACCCGCUCCCCACCCAGCUUUCCACAGGGGCCGUCAACUUCCUGCGCUCGCUCCUGGAACCAGACCCUGUGAAGAGGCCAAAUAUUCAGCAAGCGCUGGCAAAUCGCUGGCUGAACGAGAAUUACACUGGGAAAGUGCCCUGUAAUGUCACCUAUCCCAACAGGAUUUCUCUGGAAGACCUGAGCCCCAGCGUGGUGCUGCACAUGACUGAGAAGCUGGGCUAUAAGAACAGCGACGUCAUCAACACGGUGCUCUCCAACCGCGCCUGCCACAUCUUGGCUAUCUACUUCCUGUUAAACAAGAAACUCGAGCGCUAUUUGUCAGGGAAAUCUGACAUCCAAGAUGGCAUCUGCUACAAGACCCAGCUCUACCAGAUAGAGAAGUGCAGAGCCAGCAAGGAGCCCUACGAGGCCUCCCUGGACACCUGGACAAGAGACUUGGAAUUCCAUGCUGUGCAGGUGUCUGACUGUGUCCUGUUUUCUUUGAUUGGAAGGAUAAAAGAGCCCAAAGAGCAAGAAAAAAAGGGAGAUUUUCUUCAUCGUCCAUUUUCCAAGAAGCCAGACAAGAGCCUUCCCUCUCACAAACAGCCCUCGGCCUCCCUCAUCACCCAGAUCCAGAACACCAAAGCCCUCCUCAAAGACCGCAAGGCCUCCAAGGCGGGCUUUCCCGACAAAGAUUCCUUCGGUUGCCGCAAUCUUUUCCGCAAAACCUCCGAUUCCAAUUGUGUGGCUUCUUCUUCCAUGGAAUUCAUCCCUGUCCCACCUCCCAGGACACCCAGGAUUGUAAAGAAACUAGAGCCACACCAGUCAGGGCCAGGAAGUGCCAGCAUCCUCCCCAAGGAAGAGCCGCUGCUGCUGGAUAUGGUGCGCUCCUUUGAGUCCGUGGAUCGCGAGGACCACAUAGAACUGGUGUCCCCGUCCCACCAUUAUAGGAUCCUGAACUCACCUGUGAGCUUGGCUCGUAGGAAUUCUAGUGACAGGACACUCUCUCCAGGGCUACUGUCUGGAAGUACAUCACCUCUCCAAACUCCACUGCAUUCCACGCUGGUCUCUUUUGGCCAUGAAGAUAAGAACAGCUCACCGAAAGAGGAGGGCGUGUGUUCCCCUCCUCCGGUUCCCAGCAAUGGCCUCACACAGCCUCUGGGGAGCCCCAACUGUGGUAAAAGCAGGGGAAGGUUCCCCAUGAUGGGUAUUGGACAGAUGCUGAGGAAGCGUCACCAGAGUCUGCAGCCUUCUUCAGAGAGGUCCCUGGAGGCCAGCAUGUCCCCCCUGCAGCCCACAGCCCCCUCCAGCCUUUCCUUUGACAUGGCUGAUGGUGUCAAGGGCCAGUGUUAA
Molecule: messenger RNA, 2181 nt
Organism: Arvicola amphibius (Eurasian water vole)
Lineage: Eukaryota; Metazoa; Chordata; Mammalia; Rodentia; Cricetidae
Gene: Hunk
Product: hormonally up-regulated Neu-associated kinase
Biological process (GO): intracellular signal transduction; protein phosphorylation
Cellular component (GO): cytoplasm
Molecular function (GO): ATP binding; protein serine/threonine kinase activity
Source: RefSeq, a predicted model, not a curated record